Molecule: messenger RNA, 1694 nt
Organism: Ananas comosus (pineapple)
Lineage: Eukaryota; Viridiplantae; Streptophyta; Magnoliopsida; Poales; Bromeliaceae
Product: eukaryotic initiation factor 4A-14-like
Exons: 5
Coding region: 199-1440 (413 amino acids)
Biological process (GO): cytoplasmic translational initiation
Cellular component (GO): cytoplasmic stress granule
Molecular function (GO): translation initiation factor activity; ATP binding; RNA helicase activity
Source: RefSeq, a predicted model, not a curated record
UUCCCUUCCUCUCUCUCUCAAUGCUUCUCACUCUCACUCUCACUCUCUCGCACGCUAAAAGGCAUCGCCUUUGAGCUCCUUCACACACACGCACACGCACACGCACACUCUCUUUCGCUCUCUCGCUCUCUCGCUCUAUCUCGCACGCGCCUUCUUCUAAUCCCUUCGAAUUUGCUGAUCCAUCGACAAUUGCAAGACAUGGCUGGAAUGGCCCCAGAAGGAUCUCAAUUCGAUGCACGACAAUACGAUGCCAAAAUGAGCGAACUGCUGAAUCAAGAAGGGCAGGAUUUCUUUGCAUCAUAUGAUGAAGUUUAUGACAGUUUUGAUGCCAUGGGUCUCCAAGAGAACCUCUUGAGGGGCAUCUAUGCAUACGGCUUUGAAAAGCCUUCGGCAAUCCAGCAAAGAGGAAUUGUCCCAUUCUGCAAGGGCCUGGAUGUAAUUCAACAGGCACAAUCCGGUACUGGAAAAACCGCAACAUUCUGUUCCGGAAUUCUUCAGCAGCUCGACUAUGGCUUGCUGGAAUGCCAAGCUUUGGUCCUCGCUCCAACCCGAGAGUUGGCACAGCAGAUAGAGAAGGUUAUGCGAGCACUUGGUGACUAUCUAGGAGUAAAAGUCCAUGCCUGUGUGGGAGGAACUAGCGUUCGCGAGGAUCAACGUAUUCUUGCUAGUGGUGUCCAUGUUGUAGUGGGAACGCCAGGACGUGUGUUUGACAUGUUGCGAAGGCAGUCCCUCCGCCCCGAUCAUAUUAAAAUUUUUGUGUUGGAUGAGGCAGAUGAAAUGCUUUCGCGUGGUUUCAAGGAUCAGAUCUACGACAUCUUCCAGCUCCUCCCAUCCAAAAUCCAGGUUGGCCUCUUCUCCGCCACAAUGCCCCCGGAGGCCCUCGAGAUCACCCGCAAGUUCAUGAACAAGCCUGUGAGAAUCCUUGUGAAGCGUGAUGAGCUCACUCUCGAAGGUAUAAAGCAGUUCUACGUCAAUGUCGAAAAGGAAGAAUGGAAAUUCGAGACCCUCUGCGACCUCUAUGAAACCUUAGCUAUAACACAGAGCGUGAUCUUCGUCAACACCCGCCGGAAAGUAGAUUGGCUCACCGAAAAAAUGAGAAGCAGAGAUCACACAGUAUCAGCAACCCACGGCGACAUGGACCAGAACACUAGGGAUAUCAUCAUGAGGGAGUUUAGAUCGGGCUCUUCUCGUGUGCUUAUUACUACUGAUCUUUUAGCUCGUGGCAUUGAUGUGCAACAGGUUUCCCUUGUCAUAAAUUACGAUCUGCCCACCCAGCCGGAGAAUUACUUGCAUCGGAUUGGGCGGAGCGGGCGGUUUGGAAGGAAGGGUGUUGCAAUCAAUUUUGUGACCCGCGACGAUGAAAGAAUGCUGUUUGACAUUCAGAAGUUCUACAAUGUUGUGGUAGAGGAACUGCCAUCGAAUGUUGCUGAUCUCCUUUGAACGUGUGGUUUUUGGCUAUAUAUCUAUGUAUGAUGUUUAAUCUAGCUGUCCUGUUAGAAACAUGAAUAAUCUUGUUUAUGAGAACUAGGAAAUACGCUUUCACUCGUAUAUGUGUUGGGUCGAUGCGCAGUGGUGGUCAGGUGAGUAAAUACUUAUACCAUCAUUGCAAGAGUCUAUAGCAGGUGUAUUUUGGUCUACAGGGGCUUGGUGACGUCGAAUGAAGCAUUUUGGUUUGGUUUGGUUUUGUUAGGUUA